UUUUGGCGUCUGGGUUGGAGACACGAAUACAGCCGGACUUCUGUGCGCUGUGAACCCCGGUAGAUUCGCUCCUAUUGAUUGCGCGGCAGUGUGUGUAGAUUCUUCUGACUAAAUCGUAUUGCAAAGCGUUUUUUUCUUUCCUGUGUUCGCUUUGUCGCGUCGAUAGCGAUUUCAACGAUCGGUGACGAGCUGUUAGAAAAUCUGCGAUAAGCAGGAACGAGGAAGAACGAGAUGACACCAGAAGGAUAUACACGCGUUUACGUGGGUGGAUUGAACGAGAGCAUCAAAAAGGAAGAUCUGCAAAUGGAGUUUGAAAAGUAUGGCAAGUUGAACAAGGUGUGGGUAGCCUUCAAUCCACCAGGCUUUGCCUUUAUCGAGUUCUUCAACAUGAAUGAGGCUGAAUUAGCGUGCUGCAAUAUGAACGGCAUGGAAAUUAUGGGUGCAAAAUUAAGAGUGGAGAUUUCACGGGGUAGAGGUCGCGGUGGGAGGGGUGGAGGUGCAGGUGGUUUCAGAGGAAAUCGGGGAGUUGGCGGUAGGGAAUUUGGUUCUCGAGGCGGUACAACUAUGGGUUAUAGAGGCAGUACCUAUACAGAUUAUGGAGGCAGUUAUUAUGCAGGCAGGAGUGGCACAAAUAGAGGCAGAGGCCGUUACGGAGAAGAUUAUAUGUUCAAUCGCAGCAGUGGGUAUGUUACGCGAGACGGAUAUACACAAGACGUCUAUGGUGGUAGUAGCGGGGACACUGGUGCCGACUACUACACCGGGAAGGAUACAAGCACAGCGAGGUAUCGAAGCCGCUCUCCGGCUGGCCGUGGCAGUCAUCGUCAUCUACGUGAAUGCACAUAAAAGAACUACGCUGCAUCUUGCCAAUCUGAACUGCGGGCCGAUCAGCCACCCGCCUCGACGACUUCAUUUCUGUCCAAUCUACACACAGCGAUCUGUACAUAGACAAGAACUACCAUUGCAGUUUGCGCUGUGCAAUAUUUUCCCUGCAUUGUACCAUUUCUAUACAACUUGUGGUCGCUGCUGGGAUAGACUUUCUAUGAUUAACAGAUCCGAGAGUUUCCUUAAAGAAAAGCGCUCUUACACGAAGUGAGAAAUGCGAUGAGAUAUAGAUUGCAGAAUUAAUUCGAAUGAUUAAUAUUUGAAGAAGUAAUUAAUAUAGGGUUGUAAUCUAUAGGGACUAUAACACUAUCUACAAUCACCGUUUUAUGUUUAGCUGACGCCUUAUUGGGUUGCUUUAGAUCUCUUUAUAUAUUUUCGACGUUCAGAAUCUUUGUGGUUUUUGAUUUACGAUUAUACAGAUUUUUCGAGAUUUGUUUAUGUAUAUAUAGUACGUACAUGUAUUAUAUAUAUAUAUAUAUAUAUAUAUAUAAUAGUUCUAAUUACAUUAAAAAAUUAUCUCUUAAAGUAUUUUUGCUGAUUUAUUUGGGUUAGCUUUCAUUGUUUUCAACUAUUUGAAAGUCUACGAUAGACUUUCAAAUAGUUGAAAAGACUACAAUAUGGCGGUCCAUAAUCUUGUGAAUAUCAUUCUCGUGUAUUUAGAUAAAAACGUGUUCUCGCUUAUAUUCUAUGAAUAGUAAUGAUUUUAUAUGGGAAUUGGAAAGAAGAAAUCGUAAAUCGCGCGCACUACUAGCCAAAUGCAAAUUGCUGCUCGCAUAUAACAAUUAAUUUAUUGUGUAAGGAUAUGAAAAACAAGGCAGUUUUGCUUAAAAAAUUUCGAUGCACAAAUGAUGAGAUCAAAAUCUUGCAAAGCGAAAGCAAUCGCGUCUACUAUACAAUAUAUCUUCUAUACUUCAUUUUUAUGAUAUAUGUGCAGUACUGUAUUUGGAAAGAGACCUUGGAGCAUUCGCUUUUAUCAUUACAGAGAUGCUCGUGAAUAAGAAAGUGAUAAAAUAAUGGUAAUAAUAUAUAUUACCUCUACUCUCUGUAAAUGAUAUGGAAUUGGAAAUUAAGAUAUUAAAUGAUUUGCGCUCA
This is a messenger RNA of Formica exsecta, 1974 nucleotides long. RefSeq names its product RNA-binding protein Rsf1 (gene Rsf1). Gene Ontology annotation, cellular component: nuclear speck. Gene Ontology annotation, biological process: mRNA splicing, via spliceosome. Gene Ontology annotation, molecular function: RNA binding. The transcript has 3 exons. The record is from RefSeq and is a predicted model, not a curated record. The coding region runs from base 232 to 843 and encodes 203 amino acids. Lineage: Eukaryota; Metazoa; Arthropoda; Insecta; Hymenoptera; Formicidae.